Molecule: messenger RNA, 363 nt
Organism: Mollisia scopiformis
Lineage: Eukaryota; Fungi; Ascomycota; Leotiomycetes; Helotiales; Mollisiaceae
Exons: 2
Source: RefSeq, a predicted model, not a curated record
GCUCAAGACUGGAACGUCACCACCUCCCCCAAAGACAGCUGGGCCAACAAAGAACGCCGACGCUCCACCGUCUGGGCCCAAGUCGACGACGUCGAUGUCACCGCCAACAACCCCAAACGGAUGUCUGCCAGCGGCGCUCCCCGUCGCGGCUCCAUCCUCUCAGUUUGGUCGACUGGAAAGGACAAGCAUGGGAGACACACAUUAGUCGGCGACCCAGAUAUCCUGAAAAUGUUGAAUAGAGAUAAGAGAGGAAGUAAUGCUGGUAGUGACCGAAGAGGCAGCAUCCUAAGCCUGUGGAGUCAAGGCAAGGACGAAAAUGGUCGGUCCGUCAUGCUUCAUGACGAUGAGGAGUGGAAAGUCUGA